Vespula vulgaris is the source of this 1867-nucleotide messenger RNA. RefSeq names its product E3 ubiquitin-protein ligase ZNRF2. The record is from RefSeq and is a predicted model, not a curated record. The coding region runs from base 526 to 1164 and encodes 212 amino acids. NCBI's taxonomy places the organism in Eukaryota, Metazoa, Arthropoda, Insecta, Hymenoptera, Vespidae. The transcript is spliced from 4 exons.
UAUGAUGAUACAACCAGAGUCCAACGAAUGAAUGUUCGACAAAAAUUGGAAUACAAUUCUUCUAAACUAAUCUGUGUGUUUGUCAAAAUAUUGAACUAACUCAAAAGUCGUUCGUAAACCAAGAUGGAAACGCAUGUGACAAAACUGGAAUAUCUGCAUAAGCUGACCGCUUUGACUUUUAGGAAGUUUAUCGCAAGAUGUCGGGGGAUGUUUUGCGCGACGAGCCGCUGAUAUGCUCUUGGGCGAAAUGACUUGCUUGUCGUGGCGAAUGCCUGUAAAAUUCCGGCCUAAGUUAAAUCACAUAGUGUUGUAAUCUUGCCGGUGAAAUCAUUUAACAUCUCAAGUGUGUGUUGCCAGCGGUGCAAAAUUCGAGCACGGAAAUUGUUCGUGGAAACUGUAUCAGUGCAUGUACCACUGCCAGAACCACGGAACGAAAUAAUAGAUACUGUUUUAACAAAGAAACAAGACUAUCGAAAUUAGAAUUGAAAGAUUCUGAGGGAAUACGUGAUUUUAAUAGUAAUUGAAAUGGGUGUCAGGGCAAGUACCGUAGCACAAUCUGCAGGAGGCAACAGUCAAUCAUCUACUGGGACCAAUGAGACCACGAUGCAAGGCUUUUCUGUGCUUCGUUCCUUGCCUGGAGGUGUUGGCGUGUUGCAGCAUCAACAUCAACAAGGAAGUCAGUCGCAGACUUCUCGAGUAUCUGGAGAUAAUAGACAACGUGCACGUUCUCUCAGUUCUGUACCGGAUCUUUCUUCAGGAGAACAAGGUGCUCUUGCCUCUACCGUCGGUGUUGGAGUAGCUCAGGCUCUUGGAUUGCCACAACUUGAUUCGGACGAUGCAGAUGAAGAUAGUGGUAGGGUAUAUGCCGCUCACAGCUUGCCUUCUCACAUCUGGUCCCUUAACGGUCUAAAGUGUCCUGUAUGCUCUAAGUUUAUCCUACCGGAUGAUAUUGAGUGUCACCUGGUAAUGUGCCUGACCAAGCCACGUCUCAGUUAUAAUGAGGACGUAUUAGCAGAUGAAAAAGGAGAAUGUGUAAUUUGCCUGGAAGAAUUACAGCCUGGUGAUGUUAUUGCCCGCUUGCCCUGUUUGUGUAUAUAUCAUAAAAAUUGCAUUGAUAAAUGGUUUCAAGUGAAUCGUAGCUGCCCUGAACAUCCUGGAGAUUGAUUUGCACUUUGAAAAUUACAGUGGAUAAUGAGUUUGGCCCAGAGGACACUUAUGUCAAUGGGAAUAGGAAUGGAGAUAACGAAAGAAAUUUGAAAAAAGCUAGUCAAGGUGACUGCUAGUCCGCAAUGGUGGUUGGUGCAUGCGGUGGUUGUUCAACAGAACAAGAUACACUAAAAUUAAAAUUGAGAACGGACGUUUGAUUAAAUUCUCGACUCUAUUAUUACUAAGGAGAGGACUUAAAAACAAAUCGCCAUAAGUUUCAACGAUACAAUGCUAUUAACUAUACGUAUCUAUAAUUAAUCUAUUAUUGCUCUAUCGCUUAUUAUCAAUUGUACCAUAUUUAUAAAUUUUACUUAGUUUUACAACUUGAAGUCGAUUUAGCAUUAAGCAAAACAGUUUUUAUCAUUACUGAUGAUUAUUUUUUCUUUGGAAAGGGGAGAUAAAGGACAAAUCAUAGUCAAAGGACCUGCCCCAUGCAGGUGAGCUCUACCUUAGAUAAUUUAGUUAUAUUUUUAAUGAUUUUACUAUCACGACAAUGUAUCGUUUCUGUUAUCUGUUGGGAGAUGAGUGCUAGAAAGGAUAUUUUUGAUACUUUCAUAAAAGGGGAGCCAGGAUGUAUAAGAAUUUCAAGCAGAGGACUUGUCGCAAUAUUGUUGAUGCUGUAGUAAAAAUAAAGGUUCUGAUUUAACCUUCUCUAUUGAAA